Molecule: messenger RNA, 1446 nt
Organism: Raphanus sativus (radish)
Lineage: Eukaryota; Viridiplantae; Streptophyta; Magnoliopsida; Brassicales; Brassicaceae
Product: homeobox protein knotted-1-like 6
Exons: 5
Coding region: 212-1201 (329 amino acids)
Biological process (GO): regulation of DNA-templated transcription
Cellular component (GO): nucleus
Molecular function (GO): DNA binding; DNA-binding transcription factor activity, RNA polymerase II-specific
Source: RefSeq, a predicted model, not a curated record
UUGCCAAAAGAAAAUAUGAUCCCUGCCUCCACUCCUUCACCUUCUUUCUCUCUCUCUUCCCAACACAAAAACACUUCCAUAGAAAUAUUAUUUGUACUACAAUUGCAAAGUUUUUGCUAAGCCAAAGGUUUCAUACAGUUCUACAUCGAUUAUUUCGUUGUUCUACUACAGUGAAAAGAACCGUGAAAGAAGACGUUAGUUCUUACCGGCGAUGGAUGGAAUGUACGGUUUUCAUCCAACCGACGGUGAUUACUCAUCAGAUAAGGCGGUGCUUAUGAUGUCACCGGAUAAUCUCAUGUUUCCUUCUGAUUACCAAACCCUUCUUUGCUCCUCCGCCGCAGAGAAUCGUGUCUCUGAUGUUUUUGGAUCCGACGAGCUACUCUCAGCAGCCGCCUCCGCUUUGUCGUCUGAGGCUGCGUCGAUCGCUCCAGAGAUCCCAAGAAACGAUGAUAACGUCUCUUUCGGUGUAAUCAAGGCGAAGAUCGCUGGUCAUCCUUUGUAUCCUCGGUUACUCCAGGCUUACAUCGAUUGCCAGAAGGUCGGAGCCCCGCCGGAGAUAGCGUGUCUACUGGAGGAGAUUCAACGGGAGAGUCAUUUGCAUAAGCAAAACGUUGUCCCGUCGUCUUCUUGCUUCGGAGCUGAUCCUGAGCUUGAUGAAUUCAUGGAAACGUAUUGCGAUAUAUUGGUGAAAUACAAGUCGGAUCUCGCGAGGCCGUUUGAUGAGGCUACGACCUUCUUGAACAAAAUCGAGAUGCAGCUACGGAACCUAUGCACUGGUGUAGAGUCCGCCAGAGGUCUUUCGGAAGAUGGUGCAGUUUCAUCCGACGAGGAACUGAAUGGAGGCGAUGAGAUAUUACAAGAUGGGAAACAAAUAUGCGAAGACCGUGAUCUCAAGGACAGGCUACUUCGCAAAUUCGGGAGCCGUAUAAGCUCUUUAAAGCUGGAGUUUUCAAAGAAGAAGAAGAAAGGAAAGCUACCGAAGGAAGCAAGGCAAGCUCUACUCGAUUGGUGGAAUGUUCAUUAUAAGUGGCCUUACCCUACUGAAGGGGAUAAGAUAGCUUUAGCUGAUGCAACGGGUUUAGACCAGAAACAGAUCAACAACUGGUUUAUAAACCAAAGAAAACGUCAUUGGAAGCCGUCAGAGAAUAUGCCUUUUGCGAUGAUGGACGACUCUAGUGGAUCAUUCUUUACCGAGGAAUGAAAAUUACGGUAUUUAACGUUGGACUAAAAAGAAAAGAAAUGGGGGUGUUAUUGACAUGUUUCCUUCGUAUAAAUUCUACUUUGCUAUGCCGACAAAAAAAAAAUGGGUACAUGAAUGGUUAUUUUACUCAGUCACGUGUAGGAAAGGACAAAGGGACAAGCCCAUCAAUGCUUUGUAACUAUUAUUAUCGGUGAAUAAAAAGGUUAUAUAUUUAUAACAAUAACAAUAAUGAACUACUUUGGUUU